AAAAACAAAAGCUUGAAACAAUUUUCCUAAAAUAGUGCCUACUUGGAUAUAAGCUAGGACCUGUCCACCUCUAGAAUUCCAAGUACCAGUCUGGACAGUUGACAAGCGCACUCAAAUCCGAAUGUGAAUCGCGUUGAAACCGUUGAGAGGCGUCGGGUGUUUUGUUUGUGUGUGAUACUGCGUUGGUUUCUUAAUUUAUGUAAGCUUCACGUGGCAGAUUUCAUGUGAUAACGAACGGAAUCAGGAUCUGCGACCCCACAAGGCUGCUUCUACAUCAAUUCGCUAAAUCAUGGAUGAAGUUUUUGGACUUUUGAAGCUGGGUGUCAAUGUGGACAUUCAAAGAAGUGAUGGUCGGAUUCACUCGGCAGUCAUAUCGGGGGUCAACAAUGACGCCAAGACGGUCACCGUCGAGUGGUUUGAGCGGGGAGAGACUAAGGGAAAGGAGAUCGAGAUCGAGUUGAUAUUCAACUUGAACCCGAACCUGGCGCCGUCCGAGCCGCAGAGUGUGAUUCCGUCCAAAUUGAGUCGGUCUGACCCUCAGCUGCGGCGCGGUGACACCACCAGUCGGUCGGAGGCCUCGGCGGCGGGCCCGUCCUCAUCCCGACUCCGGCAGCGGGUCACCAGCAGCACGAGCACGAGCAGCCGGGCGAGCCGCGCUGCCAACCACACCCGAGCCUACACAAAUCGGCAGUCCAUGGCGAUCCAGAACAACAAAUCGACCAAGACGCGCCAGAGUUACGCGCGGCCGGGUCUGAUGGCGCUCUCCAAUAACGCCGACAUGGGGCUGACGGUGACGUCGCGAGACACGGAGAACAUCGCGCCGCCCGCCUCCAAGGCGCCGCCCCAGGGCUCCCGGAAGCGGAGUAACGUCGUCAAAGAGGUGGAGAAGCUGCAGAAGAAGCGGGAGGAGCGCCGGGAGAAGCAGAACAAGAAGAGGGAGGAGCGCGAGACGCUGAUGAACUCGGACCCCGGCAACGUCAACUGGGAGUUCCUCGCCAUGAUCAGGGAGUACCAGAGCGGUCUGGACUUCCGACCGCUGAAGGACGGAGACGCCUACGACGAGCACCAAAUCACCGUCUGCGUCCGCAAACGGCCGCUCAGCAAAAAGGAGGUCGCCAAGAAGGAGGUGGAUGUGGUGACCAUCCCCAACCGCGACCAGACCAUCGUGCACGAGCCCAAGACCAAGGUGGACCUCACCAAGUACCUGGAGAACCAGCACUUCCGCUUCGACUACGCCUUCGACGAGACGGCCGACAACGUGCUCGUCUACAAGUACACGGCCCGGCCGCUGGUGGACACCGUCUUUGACGGCGGUAUGGCCACCUGCUUCGCCUACGGCCAGACGGGCUCCGGGAAGACGCACACCAUGGGCGGCACGUUCAGCGGCAAGGCGCAGGACGCCAACAAGGGCAUCUACGCCAUGACGGCCAAGGACGUGUUCCGGCUGCUGAAGGCGCAGCAGCACAAGAACAAGGGACUGGCCGUGUCGGCCAGCUACUUCGAGAUCUACAGCGGCAAGGUGUUUGACCUGCUGAACGACAAGGCCAAGCUGCGCGUGCUCGAGGACGGCAAGCAGCAGGUGCAGGUGGUCGGUCUGACUGAGAGGCCCGUCGAGAGCAUGGAGGACGUGCUGAAGCUGAUCCAGCACGGCAACAACAUCCGCACCAGCGGCACCACCUCGGCCAACAACCACAGCUCGCGCAGCCACGCCGUCUUCCAGAUCAUCCUGCGCACCCGGCAGUCCGGCGUGCCGGCCGACCGCUGGAAACUCUACGGCAAGUUCUCGCUGAUCGACCUGGCCGGCAACGAGCGCGGCGCCGACACCUCCUCCUCGGACCGCAACACGCGCAUGGAGGGCGCCGAGAUCAACAAGUCGCUGCUGGCGCUCAAGGAGUGCAUCCGCGCGCUGGGCCGCAAGGGCGCCCACCUGCCGUUCCGGGCGUCCAAACUGACCCAGGUGCUCCGCGACUCGUUCAUCGGAGAAAAGUCCAAAACGUGCAUGAUCGCCAUGAUCAGUCCGGGUCUGAGCUCGUGUGAGCACAGUCUCAACACACUGCGGUACGCCGACCGCGUGAAGGAGCUGGGCGCCCAGGACCCAACCGAGAUGAAAAUGGAGAGCACCAUCUCGAACGGAGGCGGCGGCGGCGGUGGAGGCCGGCGUCCGGAGCCCGCUGAGCCGGCGCGCAGGGUCGAGUCGCCCGACGACGACCUGGCUCAGCUGCGGUCGCUGAAUAUAUCCACCUCCGGCCUGGUGGAGCGACUCCACUCCCGCGAGAAGACCGACUCCGUGACGUUUGAGGGCGAGCUGUCUGCGGACCUGUACAACUUCCACGAGGCCGUCUCCCACCUGCAGGACAUGGAGGAGGAGGUGCUGGACAUGCACAAGGCGGCCAUCGAGCUCUCCCCCCGCUGGCAGCAGAUCGAUAUGUCCCUCCUCAACAUGACCAACGAGGUCGACUACGACGUCGACGCCUACGUUCAGCAGCUGGAGGACCUGCUGGACGAGAAGAUGGACGUGCUCGCCAAGUUCAAGCGGAAGGUGGAAGUGUACCGCUCGCAGCUCGCCGAGGAGGAGAAGAUAUCACGGAACAUCAAGCCGGUGCUGCGGCGGUAGGGGUCGGCCGGGGCUGCUCUGAACUGUUUGAGAAGCUCGGCCGGCCGGUCUGGUACGGUACGACUCGGUCCGGCGUGCAGUGGCGUACCGCCGUCCAGUGUGCUUGCUGUGGGACGGCAGAGUGAUCCCGCAGUGAGACAGCGGGCUCGGCUCGCCGUGAGCAACUAGGAAAGCCGGCGGCGGCCCGCGCUGAGGGCAUUAGGCGGCCGGUGAAUCGGUCUGCCGUCAGACGGCCGAGCGGCCGGCCGCCGCGGCGGCGGUGAGAAUACGGUUGGGGCUGGGAGGCAGGUUUUGGGAGCCUCCGCUGGGCACUGCGGUCCGGCCCCAGCAUCCACCGCCGGGACGCCGACCGGGGCGACUCGGGCGCCGCUACUGUGAUCCGCGCUAACGUGACGUGACGCCGCGUGACGAAAUGUGAUGAUCGGGCCGCGUAUCGCGGUCGCCAGCACCCACCCGCCCGUGACGCCCCUCAGUACUGUGGGGUGUGCGGGAGAGUCUGCCCAUAGGAAACUACUGAGGUGACGCGCCGGUCAUCGGCCGUCAGCGGGUGCUCACAAGUCUGGAACGAGCGAAUACUGGCACCGUCGACACGUGUACCGAGUGUAGUUUGAUGAUAAAGUGUGCUGCCAGUAGCUAGCUGAUAAUCGACCUACGAUGCGCUCUUGAAAUUGCGCCAGUUUUUGUGCAUAAUGCCUUCGUUUCUACUGUUGCCCUUUUGUGCCUGCUUGAGUGCGAUUGGCUUAUUUGCAUGUUGUGUUUUAUCAGUCAUCAUCCAUGGUUCCAUUGACGCCGUCUGCGGCCGGUGGACGGGGCUGUUCCGUGCUGUGGCGCCCGCCUGUGUGACGCGCCACUCGUACCACCUAAUUAUUCUUGCAUUACUCUCCUGUCGCGACUACCUGUGCGAAUUUUCACCCACUAAUGAUUUGUGUCGGGCGCCUACCGACGCGCCUAGUCGGGCAGCUCCGACACCGCUCGAAAUGGUCUCUGGUUGGCAUGGUGGUAUAUUCUGGCCCGGCCUGUUGAGGCGAAUACACACUAUGAUUCACUGCGAA
This is a messenger RNA of Amphibalanus amphitrite, 3666 nucleotides long. Its product is annotated as kinesin-like protein KIF2A. Lineage: Eukaryota; Metazoa; Arthropoda; Thecostraca; Balanomorpha; Balanidae. The record is from RefSeq and is a predicted model, not a curated record. Gene Ontology annotation, biological process: microtubule-based movement. Gene Ontology annotation, molecular function: microtubule motor activity; ATP binding; microtubule binding. The transcript has 16 exons. The coding region runs from base 290 to 2614 and encodes 774 amino acids.